UGCGUCAAACGAGUGACGACCCCACGCUGCGCUCUUCCUCCCGGAACCCCCAAUGGCUUACCACCUCGGCCUCGCGGGCGCCACCGCCCGCGUCCCGCGCCUCGCUGUGCGCGCCUCCGCCUCCGCCUCCGCCGCUGGGAAGCCCGCGCGUCGCAUCAUCCGCCGCCGCGCGCCGCCGGGGCAGCAGGCCUCGGCCCCCGCGCCCCCAGCCCAGCCGUCCGUCGCGGAGGUGCGGCGCGCCAUCGGGGUCGCCGACGAUGCCGCGUCCGCCGCGUCAUCCAGGGAGGCGAAGAACACUGCGUUCAUGGACCUCAUCGCCUCCACCCCCAUCGGGCAGCCCGAGAGCGAGCCCGAGCGCCGCCUCCGCGAGGCUGCCGAGUGGGUCGUCGACACCACCGAGACGCGCGCUUGCCAAGGGCAGAAGUCUUUCUUAGUGCUAUGCAUGAUGACGUUUCCUGCGUGGUUCUUGCUCCUGUUUGUUGCCCUUGGAGUUAUAAAGCUACCAUUUGAUAUUCCGGGUCUGGAUAAUCUGCUAAUGUAAGGUUUUAGUUAUUAUUGUUUCCCAUUUUCUUUUCCAAUUAUACGAGAUGCAGACUCUGAAAAUGGAAAGACGACAGUAUAUAUGAGUUACUACUGAAGUUACUUAAGUUGUAAGUUAUAACUAAGUUUGUAGUUGCAUUUCUUGUUCAUCUCUCUACAAUUGGAAUUAUAUGUUGAUAGCUUUAUUUAUUGCUUCCUAGGGAAGAAAGCAAAAGCGAUUUUCACAGGAGUUAUUUAUGUGACUGGGAAGAAUAACUUGCUAUCUUUCUGAUAUAGUUUCAGUGGCAGAGGGUGCUUGGGGUGCUGCAGCACCCCUUUGGCCAAGUUAGCUCACAAAAAUCUGAAGUUAGCAAGAUUAGAAGAGGCCUAGCACCACCCAAUUCUGGAUCCUCCCCUAAUAGUUUGGCAGUUAUACACCUUAAAGUAAUUGAAUCGGUUGUGCUUUUUCACACCAUCCAUGACUGUCAACAACUGCUUGCUCCUUAUGGGCUCUAAACCUGACUUCUUCAGUUGAUACCUUGAUGAGUUAUAAUAGUUUGGUGAAUAACUCCUUCGCAAUCGAGUAACUCAAGUGAUCAAUUUUCUGUUAAUUCCAUCUCCAAUUCAUCAACUUGAAUCUAUUGCAACUAAAACCCAAGCGGUUCAGUUCAGGGACUCUAUUGAGUAAAUGAUUCAAGUUUGUGGUAUAAGAUAAGCAGGCAGCUUUUUCAUAUUCAAAUGAUUCGUGUUCAAGGACUCUAGUGGGUAAAUGUUGCAUAAGGGGUUGUUUAGUGUACUUCUUUUGUCCAUAUUGGAUCAAAGUUGAAACUGGAAGCCAGGAACUAACCAAACAGUACCGUGAACAUUCAUUGUCACAUUCUCUCUUUGACCAAUAAUGCACUUAACAGACUUGUUUCUUGUUAUCAUUUGGAAGCUACCUUUAAGGCUUAACCAUAAUUUUUCUGAGGGGUAGGAGGAUAAUAAUCUUAAUAUAACCAGACUAGGCUAGCAACCUGUUGCUUUACUCUUUUACACUUCUGACCUGAAUGUUCUGCUGGGAAAUGAAGAUUGCAGAUUACUUUUAUGCAGUUUUCAUCAGGUAUUCAGGUUACAUAGACACUCGCUUACAUUGUGAUAUCUAUCUUACAAUACAUAAUUGUAAUAUAUUUUUGUAAUGUUCUCUCUUUUUGGAGCAACGAUGAGGUUUUCAGCUGUGUCAGUAGAUUUUCUACUGUGAAUACUUUCUUAUUGCCCUGAGCGUUAAAUUUUUUAAGCUUAUUUUGAAGGGACAGAAGAUGGAACAGGGUGCUUGAGUGGAGAGCUAAGAAAACUUCAUUUGAUUAACUUUGUGGAAUGUCAGGAAUGUGUCUAAAACCAGAAUGAUCUAUGCAGAAUUUGUGCACCCUGAGAACCAUUUCAUCAGACACAACUAAAGAAAAACGGAUCUCUUUUAGUAGAGUUUGGAUAUAUGUACAAUCAGUGAAAUCAGACACAAAAUCUAGCUCUGGUAACAGUUGCAACAUCUUCUCAGAAGCAAGCUGAGAGAUUAAUUUCACAGUUCGUGAGUUUCCCACUUCAGCUUAAUGCUUUUCCUCUUGUUUGUAACACCUGGGGCGCUCUUGGAGUUUCUGCAUUGGCUGAAGGAGCUAGGCUGUAGAUCUUGUGGAGAUGACAAAUGUAAAAUCGUAAUUGACACUGACGGUUCUGAUAAACCUCCCCCUUCUUACCUUCCUUUUCCUCUCUGCUCUCAUGUCUGAAGGAUUAGUUGCAAUGCUUUGGAAGACUAGAAAGCAUAGCAUGCUACUAUAUAUUGGUGAUUGAGUUUGUGCAGAUUGGAUAGUAUGCUGAGGCUUUUAUAGAGAGAAAAAUAUGAGCUCACCCCUCAAGAGUCACAUGCAGAUGUUCAACCAAGUUGAAAAUUAAGUGCAAUUUGGGAAACAAAGCAUGCAUUAUUUUCAUGGACAAUUCAUCGUGUUGGAUUCUGAAAGUUGGUAUCUGUAAUGGAAUCUGAAACUUGUAUCAUGGCUGAAGGGACAUUGAGCUGUACUAGGCAUCAUGCUAUGUGAGCAUUUCAUUUCUGAUUUGGAUUGGAGUAUUGGACUAGAGGUAUGUAUACUUUUUAAACUGUACUGUGCAAGUUGCAAUGUACAGAAUCGUUCGAUAGUUCC
Panicum virgatum (switchgrass) is the source of this 2687-nucleotide messenger RNA. Its product is annotated as probable NAD(P)H dehydrogenase subunit CRR3, chloroplastic. Gene Ontology annotation, biological process: photosynthetic electron transport in photosystem I. The transcript is spliced from 2 exons. Bases 53 to 541 code for a protein of 162 amino acids. NCBI's taxonomy places the organism in Eukaryota, Viridiplantae, Streptophyta, Magnoliopsida, Poales, Poaceae. The record is from RefSeq and is a predicted model, not a curated record. Gene Ontology annotation, cellular component: chloroplast thylakoid membrane; NAD(P)H dehydrogenase complex (plastoquinone).